AAUUACCCAUCAGAAAAGCUAUUUAUUAUCUUUUGUAUGGAUUGUCCAGAGAGUAAAGCACCCAUCAGCUUCUUGUUAUCCUUGUUUCUGUGCUUCCCCGAGUUGCUGGCUGCAGGAGUCCGUCUCUUGUCCCUGGACUGAUUGACAAGAAUAUUUGCAGCAGCGAGGGAAGAAAAAGAGAAGAUUGAGAGGGGCUGAAUGUGAUGUCAGAAUGGUGAAGGGUCAUUUGAAGGUUAGCUGCCAGGGAAAGGGUUGAGGGAGAGUUCAGGCGCAUAUAUUAAGCAAAUGAAUCCUUUUAACCCAGUGACAGAGAGAGAAAGAGAGAGAGAGGGAGGGAGGGAGGAGAGAGGAGAGAUACACACAGAGAGCACCAAGACAUCUUGCUCAAGAUCGCACAGAAGGGGACACGACAGAAAAAUACUGUCUAAACUCGAGUGUUUUCAUCUAUCAAGACAACGCGGGCAUUUGAAGAGGCGUUUGAGCAAGAUGCAUUGAGACUGUGGGGCUGUUCGGAGAGAGGCGAAGCAGUGGAACUGGUGAUAUUACUCUGCUCCACCAGGGCUGCGCCUGCCUGCCUGCCUGCCUGCCUCCCUUUUGGGAUCUUGGCGGUGUCGAGAUAUUUAAAUAGUAAAUGAACGAUUUGGAUUGAUUACAGGAUCACGGGCUUGAGCAGCUGGGACUGACCAUGAUUCUGGGUCCCAGUCACAACAACAGAAACAGACCUCAAACAUGAUCCCUGUUUCUUCUUCUGCUGAAGCCCACCUUGUCCUCUUCUCAUUCAGUGGUCUUGGUGUGUGAAGGAGCCUGGUGCUAAUUUGCAAUCUACCCGACCCCUGCUUGACGGAAGCAAAGAAGAGAGAGAGAGAGAGAGGAAAGAGGACGGUGGAUUGUUGCCAUUUUUUCUUGUGUUGCAAUUUUGUUUUACUCCUGCUCCGUUUCGCAAUGUUUGACUGCAUGGACGUGCUGACAGUAAAUCCCGGACAGCUGGUGGAUUUUUACUCCCAAAGUCCCUCCUGCAUGCUGCAGGGAAAAGGAUCGAGUUCCCACUGCUUCAUUGGGAUCAGACACAAAGAAUGGCAGAGGCUACCCAACUCUCAGUCCAUAGAAACGCAGAGUACUAGCUCAGAGGAGAUUGUGCCUAGUCCACCUUCCCCGCCCCCUCCUCCACGUGUAUACAAACCCUGCUUCGUCUGCCAAGACAAGUCAUCAGGUUACCACUAUGGAGUCAGCGCUUGUGAAGGAUGCAAGGGUUUUUUCCGAAGAAGUAUCCAAAAGAACAUGGUCUACACCUGCCACCGAGAUAAGAACUGCAUCAUCAACAAAGUCACCCGCAACCGGUGUCAGUAUUGCCGACUACAGAAGUGCCUAGAAGUUGGCAUGUCCAAGGAAUCUGUGCGAAACGACAGGAACAAGAAGAAGAAGGAGACGCCCAAGCAAGAGUGUUCGGAAAGCUACACAAUCACACCCGAGACGGAGGAUCUAAUAGAGAAAGUCCGCAAAGCCCAUCAGGAAACCUUCCCCGCACUGUGUCAGCUUGGCAAAUACACUACUAAUAACAGCGCGGAGAAGCGAGUAACAUUAGACAUCGACCUCUGGGACAAAUUUAGCGAACUCUCGACUAAAUGCAUUAUCAAGACCGUCGAGUUUGCCAAACAUCUUCCUGGAUUUACCACUCUAACCAUUGCUGACCAAAUCACCCUCCUCAAAGCUGCCUGUCUAGACAUCUUGAUUCUGCGAAUCUGUACCAGAUACACACAGGAUCAGGACACCAUGACGUUUUCGGAUGGCCUUACCUUGAACAGGACACAGAUGCAUAAUGCAGGCUUUGGUCCCCUUACUGAUCUGGUUUUUGCAUUUGCCAAUCAAUUGCUGCCACUGGAGAUGGAUGACGCGGAGACUGGGCUCCUGAGCGCUAUCUGCCUCAUUUGUGGAGACCGGCAGGACUUGGAGGAGCCGGAGAAAGUGGAUAAGCUGCAGGAGCCGCUGUUGGAAGCUCUGAAGAUCUACGUGAGGAAGCGGCGGCCAAACAAGCCACACAUGUUCCCCAAAAUGCUGAUGAAGAUCACAGAUCUGCGCAGCAUCAGUGCCAAAGGAGCUGAGCGGGUGAUCACCCUCAAGAUGGAGAUUCCCGGAUCGAUGCCGCCCCUCAUUCAGGAGAUGCUGGAGAAUUCCGAUGGCAUCGACCCUUCCUCCUCACCCUGCAGUAAGAGUGGUGCAGCCCGGCCCUGCAGCAGCCCCAGCCUGUCUCCCAGCUCAGCCAGCAGCAGCAGUCCCAACACCCAGUCAUCGUAGCUUCCCGAGGCCACAGAGGAACAAGCGGGCCGGACUCCCGCUCACGGGGACGUUUGAAGUGUUUGCAAAAAGACGAAGUGUUCACGGGAUGGGCCACAGUAUUGUUUGCCACGCACUCUGCAGCUUGUGGAAGGCCGUCCAGACUGGGUCGUAACUUGCGCCUCAGCCGGGCUGGAAGUCACGUGCUUAACUACGGUGGACAUCGAAUUCAGGGUUGUGCUGGGCACCAGAUACGGUGUGCACACGCACGCACACACCGGCACGCACGCACUCACGCACGCACGCGAACCUAAACACAGACGCACGCAUGCAUGUGUGCACGCACAACACGCGCCUAAACGCAGACAUACACAACGCAUACGCGUGCAACACACGGCUAAACAGACACGUACGAUGUGCGCAUGUGACACGCACACACACACAACCAAACACGCACUCACGUGCACAAGCAACACACACCUAAAGACAGACACACUAGGCGAGUGUGAAGAUGACACGCACACGACAUGCACAUGCCACACAUGCACACAAACGUGCGUGUGCCGCGCACGCACGCACCCACAAGACGUGUGCAUGCCACACAUACACAGAAAAAUACCCACCAUCCAAAAUAGGAAUCGGCAGUUGUCAAACAAAACUGCACCUCCUGUUGUAAGCCUUCAGCUUCUGGGUUUAGAAUGACUUACUGCUAGGAGAGAAACGAUGAAGACCAUUGUGUUUAUUUUUUUUAAAAAUAUUUUUCCUCUCCUUUUGUUUAUCUUUCAAUAAUCUGAUAUAAUACUAGUUGAUAGACUGGAUUCCCCAGCCCAAAAUCCAAAGUAGUGUCCAAACAUGAGGAAUUUGAACAAAAGAGAAGUUUAUAUGAAAUGAAACAUUUAAUGGAUUAUUUUUGUUGGAACUGUUUUAAAAAUUGGAUUUACCAGAGGAGGAAGAAGCAAAAACACGAUGAAGUUGCUACAUUUUUGAGAAGAGUUGCAAACAAACUGGACGAUAAUGAAGGUAGCUAGGUUACACUAGGGAUGACUGUAAAUAUGCUGUUCAGUUUAAUGUACUCACAAGAAGUUCUUUUA
This is a messenger RNA of Leucoraja erinaceus (little skate), 3362 nucleotides long. It is a transcript of the gene raraa, whose product is annotated as retinoic acid receptor, alpha a. Gene Ontology annotation, biological process: retinoic acid receptor signaling pathway; cellular response to corticotropin-releasing hormone stimulus; regulation of transcription by RNA polymerase II. Gene Ontology annotation, cellular component: transcription regulator complex; nucleus. The coding region runs from base 943 to 2292 and encodes 449 amino acids. The transcript is spliced from 8 exons. Gene Ontology annotation, molecular function: RNA polymerase II cis-regulatory region sequence-specific DNA binding; zinc ion binding; nuclear glucocorticoid receptor binding. The record is from RefSeq and is a predicted model, not a curated record. NCBI's taxonomy places the organism in Eukaryota, Metazoa, Chordata, Chondrichthyes, Rajiformes, Rajidae.